AUGAGUACGAGUGAAUGCAUUCUUGCCCCUCCUUUGCCCAACCAUAGAUUCCUCGUGAGACCUUUUUCUUCCCUGCCCCUUCACUUUCUCUCACUCUCUCUUCACCUGAAAGUGGUACCAAGGUUACAACCGCGAGGACUUGAAUUGGCAUUGGGUGUGAAUCACGCGUCAGUCUCUUCCGUCACUGAUUCGUUCGCCUCGUUCCCUCUUUGCAUCCUCCUUCCUCUCACACUCUCUCUACCUUGCAUACCGACUUGUGCGUGUGAGAACACUGACAGCACUUCGAACACCAUAAGAAUCCUACUAUCGUCAACCACUCAAUCACGAAUCGACAUGGCAAAGAAAUCCGGCAACAAGCCAAUCCGGCGCCAUGGACUUCCAAAAGCCCCGAUCAUCUACAUCAACGACCCAGUUGAAGGCAUGCCUCAUGCUCGCUACAUCCGCGACCUGAUCCCAGACAGCAUCCUUGCUUUCGGACCUCCUAGCGACAGAGACACUCUGACGAAAAGCCUCCCCGUCUCACUUGAGAAGCUCCAGAAGAAGCUCAAAAUCAAUGACCGUGUUCUCAUUGUCGCAGACAACCGUCUUGACGAUGAGACUGAUGUCAAGAUCGAGACGGCCAAGGAAUUCCACAAGCACGCCAUCAAGUAUGGUUGUAACUUUGCCAGUAUCGACUUGUACUUUGGUGGUCUUGCGUCCGAAGUCAAGUUGACGUCCUGGAACAGCAAUCACCUCAACGUCUGCAUCAGCAAUAUCCCUGUCAAGGACAUUUCGGAGAAAGUGUUUCGCUGGCUUUUCAAGGCGUUUACCGCCCACGAGACCUUGCACCUCAUCCCAGACUCCGAGAUGACCAAGAUCGACAAGAAGUCCUUCCCUGAUUACGAGUACUGCCCUAUUAGUGAUAGCCAUCAUCAUGGAAAGGAUGCGAAGAUUCAAUUCGUCGCAGUGGUCACAUCUCGCCCCGAAGUGGUUGGUGACAGACUUCAAUGGAGUGUCGCUGACAAGACUGGUACUGCCAAUUUCUACUUCCAACACCGCGGUCCCAACAGCCAAUACACCUGGAACUGGGUCCAGAAGCUCCAAGUCGGUGAUCGCAAAGUCCUCCCUCGUAUGCCCAUGGUCAAGGUCAAAGAACGCAAGAGGGUCCGUGUGGCCAAGGCACCCUUCCGAGCCGUCGGCUACGCCUUUCAAGGAGUCGGUGUCGCAGUCUCUGGCGUCGCACGUGGCCUCGAGAAGAUUGGCGAAAUUGGCAAGAUGGGCAAGAGCGCCGAAUGGGUCCCCGAGGCCGAUGUCCUUGACGGCAAGAAAGUAGGCUGGGAAAAGAAGGAAAAGGAAUUGGAGAAGAGAGUCAAGAUGGAGCAGGCGGAGAAGAAGGUCGAGUACAAGGUGUUCAAUGAGAAAGGAGAGAAGACUUGGAAGGACGAUGAUAGUGUCGCGAGCACGACAAAGGCCAGCGAGACUAUUGGAGUCAGCAUCGAGAAGGAUUAUGAUGACGAGAGUGUCCCGAGCACCACGACAAAGGACCGUGAGAUUGUCGUUGAUGUCAUCAUUGAGAAGGAGUUUUGUUGA
This is a messenger RNA of Exophiala oligosperma, 1569 nucleotides long. RefSeq lists its product as uncharacterized. The record is from RefSeq and is a predicted model, not a curated record. The transcript is spliced from 3 exons. NCBI's taxonomy places the organism in Eukaryota, Fungi, Ascomycota, Eurotiomycetes, Chaetothyriales, Herpotrichiellaceae. The coding region runs from base 1 to 1569 and encodes 522 amino acids.